Messenger RNA from Cercopithifilaria johnstoni, 2931 nucleotides. NCBI's taxonomy places the organism in Eukaryota, Metazoa, Nematoda, Chromadorea, Rhabditida, Onchocercidae. The record is from the annotation of a GenBank genome assembly.
AUGAUUUCUCCGCGAAAUAUUUGUUUAUACUUUCGGAAGUAUUCGUAUUACUCUGGCAAACACGUCUCCAUUCAGGAUAGCAAAAGGGAUACUUCCUUCAACAUAGAUGCUGUAAUAAAGAGUCAUGAAAAAUGGAUGGGACGUGCUGCAGCAAUACAAGCAAAAGAAUCAGAUCCCAAAAUUUAUCGAAUAAUUCUACCGCCUCCAAAUGUUACCGGCAAUCUUCACCUUGGCCAUGCCUUAACAGUAACUGUGGAAGAUGCCAUGUGCCGAUAUCGACGUCUUCAGGGACAGCAGGUAAUAUGGUAUCCUGGAUUCGAUCAUGCAGGAAUUGCCACACAAGUUGUUGUUGAACGAAUGUUGUGGAAUGAGAAAAAAUUACGAAGACAUCAGAUCACACAGCAUGAUUUCUUGAAAUUAUGUCAGCAGUGGAAGAACGAGCGAGUGGCUGAUAUUUCGAAGCAGCUGAAAGCUCUUGGUGCAACACUUGAUUGGCAUAAUAUGUACUACACAUUAGAUGAUAAAUUUUCUGAAGCGGUUGCUGCUGCAUUUUGUCAAUUAUACAAUGAUGGUUUGAUAUUCAAUGAUUUGAGAAUGGUCAGUUGGUGUCCGACUUUAAGGAGCACUAUUUCCGAUCAGGAAGUUGAUAUUGUAGAUAUCGGGAAAAAUGAUUAUUUCCCACUGAAUGAAUCAGGUUUAAAAAGGAAAUGUGUUGAAGUAGGUGUUAUGCAUCGAAUUCGUUAUGAAUUUUUGAAUGCAAACAGCUCAUUUGGCGAUAAUUAUUUAGAAGUAGGAACAACAAGGCCAGAAACAUUGUUUGCUGACUGCGCAUUAGCUGUUAAUCCGAAUGAUAAACGUUAUGUAAAGUAUGUCGGCUUGUAUGUUCGGCAUCCUUUGUUUCCAGAUCGUACAUUACCUAUUUUAGCUGAUACAACAGUGCAAAUUGAUAAGGGUACAGGAGUUUUAAAAAUAACACCAGCACACGACUUUACUGACUUUGCUAUCGCUAGAAGUCAUUCAAAUAAGCUGUCCGAUGAGGACUUCAAUCGAUCUUGUAUCGAUGAAUCUGGUUGUCUCAUAAAUGCAGGCGAUUUUAAUGGAAUGGAUCGAUUUGAAGCUAGGAAUAAAAUAAUAGCAAAACUGGUUGCAUGUGGUAAAUAUGGUGGGACAAUGCCUUAUCAUGAACAGCAACUAAGGAUAUGUAGUCGAACUGGUGAUAUUAUCGAACCAAUGAUUAAGAAGCAGUGGUUCAUGGAUUGCGCUACUAUGAAUGAUACAGCUCUUAGAGCUAUUGAACAGGGCUUGCUUACUAUAUCUCCGAAAUAUAUGCAGAAGCAUCUGGAAAAUUGGUUGAAUAAAAAAGAACCCUGGUGCUUAAGUAGACAGCUUGAUUGGGGACAGCGGAUACCGGCAUUUCGUCCCGAUUCCAAUAGCGACUGGAUUGUGGCCCCAAAUGAGUCUGAAGCGUUGCGUCUCUGUGAUGCAGCAAACACUAAAAUGCAUUUAAAACAGGAUGAAGAUGUCUUGGACACAUGGUUUUGUUCGUCGCUUAUCCCCAUUAUUUUGCUUGGUUGGCCAAGAAAGCGAAUUGAUCGCAUUCCAUUAUCUGUGUUGGAAACUGGGUACGACAUUGUUGGAUUUUGGGUAGCACGAAUGGUUGCCGUUUGUUAUAGUUUAACGGGUUAUUUGCCUUUUCCAAAAAUUGUGCUACACGGUUUGGUACGUGAUGAAAAUGGAAAAAAGAUGAGUAAAUCGUUGGGAAAUGUAAUCGAUCCAAUGGAUAUUGUUGAUGGUAUUUCACUCCAGAAAAUGUUGGAACGUCUUGACAAAAGUACUCUUUCGGAGACAGAAAAAAAGAUGGCAUCAGAUUCGCUGAAAUCUCGAUUCCCGGAAGGAAUUCCUCGAUGUGGUCCGGAUGCUUUACGUUUCGCUUUACUCCGUCAUGAUGUUGGUACUAUGGACAUCUAUAUCGAUGUUGUACAAACAGCUGUGGAAGGUUUAAGAUUUUGCAAUAAGUUAUGGAAUCUUUGUAUAUAUGCGAAUGAAAUAUGGCGAAAUAAUUGCGAAAUUUCUGAUAAAGUUUGCGGUGAUCGUAUUGAAGAUUGCUGGAUAAGGAGUCGUUUGGAAAGUUCUUUAAUGAUAAUAUCAGAAAAAAUGGAGUCAGACUGCCCCCAUUUAGCGCUUAGUACACUACAUGGCUUUCUGUACAAUGAUUUAUGUGAUGUUUAUAUUGAAUCUACAAAAAAAGCAUUAUGGUCAAAAGAUUAUCCAAGACUGAGGGUAGUUGCUGAAGUUUUGCAUGAUGUUAUUGAAAAAUCGUUGGUUCAUCUUUCGGUUUUCAUGCCUUUUGUGAGCCAGUAUCUUUUUGAUCGCAUCAAACGAGAAAAAGAAAGCAGUAUUUUUGACGAUUUGAAGCCUUGUUUGAUCGAUAAAAAACUUGAAAAAGAUAUGUCUUUUGUGCUAGAGGUGAUUAAAGCUGUAAGGUCUAUCCGGGCACAGUUUCGAAUUCCUACAAAAAAUACUUUGCAAGUAGCUUGUUAUGGAGGAAACUGCGAUCUGAAAAAUUUCCAGUUUAUUAUUCAAGAACUCUGUAACGUCACAGUCUUGUCAGCAGCUACAGAAGAGAACAAUAAUUGUACUGUGCCUUUUCCUGUGUCUGGUUAUUCAGCCGAAAUCCAUCUCUCUAUUGGGGGUGAUUAUGGUUCCUUAGUUAAAAAAGAAUUAUUGAGGCGAUUACAGAAGGCAGAAAAAAGGAAAGGACAAUUUUUGCAUCAAAUUGACAGGCAUGAAAAAUUAGCUAGAAGUGCAACCAGGGAUGAUUUAGUAGAAAGACAUCAGCGAAAAAUUUCUCAGGCAAAUACAGUGGUGAAUGGUAUGGUUGAGGAAAUUUCAAAAUUAGGAGCUUUAAUUAAAAGAUUAGAAGCAUUUUGA